Pistacia vera is the source of this 1864-nucleotide messenger RNA. RefSeq names its product glutamyl-tRNA(Gln) amidotransferase subunit A, chloroplastic/mitochondrial. Gene Ontology annotation, molecular function: glutaminyl-tRNA synthase (glutamine-hydrolyzing) activity. Gene Ontology annotation, biological process: translation. The record is from RefSeq and is a predicted model, not a curated record. The coding region runs from base 36 to 1676 and encodes 546 amino acids. The transcript has 10 exons. Gene Ontology annotation, cellular component: glutamyl-tRNA(Gln) amidotransferase complex. NCBI's taxonomy places the organism in Eukaryota, Viridiplantae, Streptophyta, Magnoliopsida, Sapindales, Anacardiaceae.
GCCCCAUUGAGGCUUCACUCAUUUCUCACUCCAAAAUGCUAUCAACACUCCAUCACCCUCCUCGCUCUCUCUCUCGUUUCUUACCUUCCAAAAGUAAAACUCGCUCUUUCCACACAAAACCCAUUCUCUCUUCCUCACACCCCAUCAUCGAACAACCCCAUGCGUCCUCAACGUCACCACCCCAAUCCCAAAUUCUCUCCAUUCGUCAUUCCCUCCUCUCUCGCCACGUUACCGCCACUCAGCUGGCCGAAUCCUACUUAACUCGUCUUAAACUCACUGAGCCUCAGCUCAACUCCUUUCUUCACCUCUCCAACAAUGUCUUGAAAGAAGCACAAGCCAUUGAUGAAAAGAUUCAGAGAAAUGAAGAUGUGGGACCCCUCGCUGGGGUUCUUGUAGGAGUCAAAGAUAAUAUAUGUACGGUGGAUAUGCCCUCCACCGCUGGGUCUAAGGUUUUGGAGAAUUAUUGUCCGCCGUUCGAUGCCACUGCAGUGAAAAGAGUGAAGGAAUUGGGUGGGAUUGUUGUGGGUAAGACCAAUUUGGAUGAGUUUGGGAUGGGCAGCACCACUGAAGCUUCUGCUUUUCAGGUGACAGCAAAUCCUUGGGAUGUUUCUCGGGUUCCAGGAGGAUCAUCAGGAGGCUCUGCAGCAGCCGUUUCUGCUAGGCAGUGUGUAGUAUCUCUGGGAAGUGACACCGGUGGAAGUGUAAGACAGCCAGCUUCGUUUUGUGGUGUUGUUGGAUUGAAGCCAACAUAUGGCCGUGUCUCAAGAUUUGGACUUAUGGCAUAUGCAUCAUCACUUGAUGUCAUUGGUUGCUUUGGUUCAUCUGUUGCUGAUGCUGGAAUUCUUCUAAAUGCAGUUUCUGGUCAUGAUAGACUUGAUGCCACAAGUAGCAAGCAAGAAGUGCCUGAUUUCACAAGUCAAUUUGUUUCUGCCACUCUUUUGGAAUCCAAACCAUUGAAAGGGCUGAGGGUUGGUAUAAUUCGUGAAACUCUUGAUAACGGUGUUGAUACUGGAGUAAAAUCUGCAAUUCUUGGUGCUGUUUCCCAUCUGGAAGAAUUAGGAUGUACUUUGUCAGAGGUAUCAUUGCCAUCCUUUUCACUCGGUUUACCAGCCUAUUAUAUUCUGGCUUCAUCUGAAUCUUCUUCCAACCUUUCACGUUAUGAUGGUGUCAGAUAUGGGAACCAAGUUGUUGCUGAUGAGCUGAAUGCACUAUAUGAAGAUUCCCGUGCAAAAGGAUUCGGCUCUGAGGUUAAAAUGAGAAUAUUGAUGGGAACUUACGCCCUUUCAGCCGGAUACUAUGAUGCAUAUUACAAGCGUGCCCAACAGGUGAGGACCUUAAUACAGAAAAGCUUUAAGGCAGCUUUGGAUGAAAACGACAUUCUAAUUUCACCUGCAGCUCCAUCCGCUGCUUAUAAGAUUGGUGAGAAAAAGAAUGAUCCGCUGGCAAUGUAUGCAGGGGAUAUUAUGACUGUAAACGUAAACUUGGCAGGGUUACCUGCAUUGGUUUUGCCAUGUGGGUUUGUAGAAGGCGGACCUGCGGGCCUUCCUAUUGGUCUCCAAAUGAUUGGUGCAGCAUUUGAUGAGGAAAAACUGCUGAAAGUGGGUCAUAUAUUUGAGCAGACUCUUCAAGAUUGCAGAUUUGUUCCGCCACUCGUAGCAGAUGGGUUUGCUCAAUAGCCGUGAAUGAGCAGAGAUUUUCAAGGCUGGAUCUGCUUGGUGAUAUUGCAAUUUAAUUAGUGAGAAUUUGUGAUUUAAUAUGCAUAGAUGUGAAGCAAUUUGAGAACAAAUAAAAAGUUUAACAUCAAUUUAACAAGAAAAAAUUAAUCAGAAAAACAAUAAAACCAAAAUUUAUCAAGUAAAACUAC